Molecule: messenger RNA, 1170 nt
Organism: Zophobas morio
Lineage: Eukaryota; Metazoa; Arthropoda; Insecta; Coleoptera; Tenebrionidae
Product: putative gustatory receptor 28b
Exons: 3
Coding region: 1-1170 (389 amino acids)
Biological process (GO): chemosensory behavior; sensory perception of taste; male courtship behavior
Cellular component (GO): axon; membrane; neuronal cell body
Source: RefSeq, a predicted model, not a curated record
AUGGCGAAGAUAAUCCAAUUUCAUAAAACCGACGACAAACUCUCCCAAAAAUUCCUCCACUCUAUUAGACUUCUCCUCCUCCAGAGCAAAAUCUUCGGCUUCAUCACCUUCAACGAAACCACCUUCGAACCCUCAAAACUGCACUCCUUUUUGAAUUUCUUGGCUGUGGUUGCCUACUUGCCGGCGAUUUCUUACAGCGUGUACAGCACCGCCAUCUACGACACGCUUUUGAUUUACAAAGCCACCGAUAUCAUGAUUUUGGCGGGGAAUGUGGUCUACAUGGUCACUGCAUGGGUUUGUGCCACCACAAAGCGCGAUUUAUUCGUAGAUUUUUUGGUGAAAGUGAUCGAAUUCGACGCUCAGUUGCAGGCGAUGGGUACCCGGAUGAACUACACCAAGUGGCAGAAAAAAAUUCUGGUUCAGUGUUUGGUUAGACACGUGAUUGUGGUUGCGAAUGUGGGUACUUUGGUGUAUAUUACUCUGCCGAAAGGGUCGAAUAUGGUGGUGGAGUCCAUGGCGUACGUUUUAAUUAUGAUGAAUUCGGUGAUUUGUCACCAGACUGGGGAGCUAGUGUUGAUGUUAAAAGCCCGAUUUACCAUCCUGAAUAAGCUGAUUUUGAGUUUGGUUGAUCGGUUUAAGAAAAGUGGGGCCAGAACGUCGAAACAGAGCAACGUUGAGCACUUGCUCACUCUGAGCAAAAUCUGUGCUUUGCACCACCACUUGUCGAAACUUGUCCGACUUUUUAAUGACGCUUUCGGGUUGAUUCUUCUCUUGAUGUUCGCCGUUAGUUUCGUGAUUAUUGUUAUUUCUAUUUUUUACUUGAACGUCGUACUAAAGACGUCGGUUUUUUACGCGAUUGACGUUUUCAACCCACUUUUGGCUAAUGUGACGUUCGUAAUGAACGUGGUAUACAUUUGUGACGCUUGCUAUUCAACUAUUGAAGAGGUCAAGAGAACUGGUGAACUUAUCCACAGGAUUGAUACCGAAGAUUGUGAUAUUAGGGACGAAAUCGAGAUGUUUUCGCUACAGAUAGCAAACGAGGAAGUUGAGUUUAACGCCGCCGGAUUUUUUUCUAUCAAUUACACGCUGAUAUUUUCGAUUAUUGGAGGGGUUACCACUUAUAUUAUAAUAUUAAUUCAGCUGUCUAACUCCAUAGCUGAAGACUAUUAA